Messenger RNA from Phalaenopsis equestris, 1062 nucleotides. RefSeq names its product ricin B-like lectin R40G3. The record is from RefSeq and is a predicted model, not a curated record. The coding region runs from base 1 to 855 and encodes 284 amino acids. The transcript is spliced from 4 exons. NCBI's taxonomy places the organism in Eukaryota, Viridiplantae, Streptophyta, Magnoliopsida, Asparagales, Orchidaceae.
AUGGAGUUUCCUUUCGGCCACAACCACCACCACCACGAGCACCAUACCCCCCCCCCCCCCCCCCACCCCCGCCGCGACGACGACGAAGAUGAAAGAAACCGCUUUCCUCCUCAUUUCCCUUUUCCAGCAGACGGUCCCGAACCCUUCGAACCUCCUCCCGGCGUCCACCACGUUUUCCAUCAACCCGGGGCUGGAUUCGCUCCUCCGCCGACGUUUUCUGAACCUCCGCCACCACCAUUCUUCGAUGGCCCGCCACCACCUCGCCCUUCUCCCUUCGUCGACGAUCCUUUUCAUGACUCUCGUCACGAGAGGCCAUACGGACGGGAGGAGGGACACCACCGCUCGGGAUACUCCGAUCAUGCGAGCCAUGAGGGGGAGGGUGGAUCUCUCAAUCGGCAGCCGACUGUGAGAGUGUUCACCAAGGCGGAGGAGAAUUACUCGCUCUCGAUUCGUGAUGGAAAGGUUAUUCUCGCGAGGCAGGAUCCCAGCGAUGAGUAUCAGCACUGGAUUAAAGAUCUGAGAUACAGCACAAAAGUGAAGGAUGAAGAGAGCUUCCCUGCUUUUGUUCUCAUCAACAAGGCUACUGGUGAAGCUAUCAAGCACUCCUUUGGAGCAACUCACCCAGUCCAGUUGGUUCCCUACAAUCCCAAUUUCCUCGACGAAUCGGUUCUUUGGACCGAGAGCAGGGAUCUAGGUGAUGGAUUCCGGUGCAUAAGAAUGGUGAACAACAUUAGUUUGAAUUUUGAUGCAUUUAAUGGUGAUGAGCAGCAUGGAGGAGUUCAUGAUGGAACCAUUAUUGUGCUCUGGGAGUGGCUUAAGGGCAAGAAUCAGAGGUGGAAGAUUGUUCCUUACUAAUGAAUGUAUUUGAAGGCAGUUUGCUCAGUGUGUGUGUGUUAUGAGGUAUUUUUAGCUUCACUUUUUUUUGUGUGUUUGCUGAAUAAAAUUUGCAGUGGAGUUUGUUCCCUGCAUUUGUAUCUGUUGUGACUUCUAUGUUUGCUGAACUUUAUUAUGAUUGUACAAUAAAAAUAUUAUUAUGUGUCGUUUUGAAAAAUGAUGUUCAUC